AGUUUUCUAGUAUUUUCAAAAAUCAACUACCUAUACUUACAAUCGACGAGCAUUAUUGUGAUAUGGAAGCAAAACUGACUUCUGAGAUAAUCUCAGAGAAAGACUGUUACCGAAUUAUAGAACAACACUUGGGUGAGAACAACUUCCAUGUUUUGAAAUAUGAAUUUUGCAGAGCAGACUCGAAAAUAAUGGGAUACAUGGGAGAACAUUUCCGCCUAAAAAUUAACUACCAGAAAGGCCCAAACAGCAAAAUUUCAACCGAUACAUUCUUCGUGAAAACUGAACCUUUAUCUAACGAAACACAAGCGAAAUAUGUUGGAGACAUGGGACUGUUCAAAAAAGAAAGCAUGUUGUACGAAAAUGUCCUGAGCAGGUUGACAGCAAUAGCAGGCAGUCAUUUCUGCCCCAAAUGUUAUUUGGUGAAGAAGAACUGUAUGGUUUUCGAAGAUCUAUCCCGGGAGAAUUACAAGGUGAAAGAAGGAUUUCUAAAUCUUGAAGAAUGCGAGGCUCUGGUGAAAUGUCUGGCUACCUUCCACUCAGCUUCUAUAAUAUAUGAAGAAAUAAAUUCUAACGAAAAGAAACAACUCAGAAUGGACGAAGUAUACAAGGAGGAGAUCGAGGAAAAAGCUUUUUCGUAUGUAGAAGGGCAACCAAGAAAUAUGUGGCUAAAAAACAACACAAAUUGUGUAUCAGACUGUAUAAAAUUCAGAAUGAAACUGAAGGAUUCUGAGAAAAUAGUUGAAAAACUGAGGAGAAUUGCUUUGCAAGAUAUGAAGUCCUACAUCCGCGCCUCUAACAAAUUUAGGAAUGUUAUAACGCACUGUGACCUAUGGACUAACAAUUUCAUGAUAAAUGAUGAACUCAAGUGUAAAUUAGUAGAUUUUCAGCUUGCUAGGUACAGCCCACCAGCCUAUGAUCUUAUGCUAACACUCUUCCUUAACACUGACAAUAAUCUUCUUAAAAAACAUCUUGGCUACUUAUUAGACCUAUACUACACCACUUUUGAGGGUAUGCUGAAUCGGUAUCACCUACCAGCAAAAAAAAUAUUCCCCAAAAAGCUUUUCUUCGAGUCGAUUCAGUAUUAUAAACUGCCUACACUUUUAGAAGCUGUUUAUUUCACAACCAAUACCCAGAUUUCUGCUGAAACUACAAGUUAUGUGCUGGAGGAUGCUGCAAGAUACCAUGAGUUUGCUUUCACCAACAGAAGUAAAUAUAUAUUGGAGGAAUAUGAUAAAAAUGAGGUUUUUAGAAAGGCCUUUCUGGAACUUGCGAUACCUCUUGUGGAACUUCUUCGUGAAGAGAAUUGCUUCCUAGUAGGUAUACAUCUGACUGAAAAAACAUCUAAAAUAUUUGUGUAUCGAAUGGAUCGAAAAGCAGACAUAAUAACUGAAGAUGAUUGCUAUAAAAUUUUGAAAUCAAGCUCACAAACAGAUAAACAUCUAGUGAAAUAUUCUCUGAGUCAAUCUAAGGAUGAAGCAGUUGGUUUUUUGGGUGACUAUUUUCAUCUGACGUUAUUUUUCAAAACUGACGAUGACUUCCAAUUGAAGGAACAAGUGUACUUUUUGAAAACCGAACCAAUUUCAAAUGAAAAUCAGAGGAGUUUUGUUCAGGAAUGUGGACUAUUCAAGAAAGAGGCCUUUCUUUAUAAGAAUAUCUUUCCCGGGUUGAUCAAAUCGGUAGGAUUCAACUUUGCUCCUUGUUGUUUUAUGGUCAAAGAAAACCUUUUAGUAUUAGAGGAUUUGAAGAAAAGAAAUUUCAAAAUAGUUCAGAGAGACUAUACACUGGAAGAAUGUAAGUCGCUCUUGAGAACUCUGGCUUAUUUUCACAGCUCAUCAAUCGUUUAUGAAGAAAAGACUAUCAAAUCUGAAAAAGAAUUUAGUUUAGAUAGACACAUGGACAAAUUACCAGAAGGAACAUUCUCCUUCAAAGAAGGAGAUUCAAAAUAUAACUGGCUGAAAUGUAUAUCAUCUUGUCUGGUAGAUUUAAUGAAAACGAUGCCAGGUUAUGACAAAAAAAUAGAACUAAAAUUUCGUGAAAUGAUAUUUGGCGGAGACAUGGAAAAAUUCAUAAGCCCAUCUAAGAAAUUUAGAAAUGUUUUGACUCACAAUGAUCUCUGGUCCAGCAAUAUUUUUCUGGAUUCAAAACAUAAAGAAUGUUUAUUCGUCGAUUUUCAAAUGGUCAGAUAUACACCACCAGCUUAUGACUUGAUAAUGGCUCUAUUUCUCAACAAUUCCAUAGAGUUUUUAGAGAAAUAUCUGGAUUCCUUAUUGACGUUUUACUACCAAACAUUCUCAGAUAUUUUGAGGGAUCAUCAGUUGGAUAAUGAGGCUGUCUUCCCUUUGAAUGUGUUUCUUGAAUCCAUAGAAAUUUACAAAAUACCAGCAUUAAUUGAAGCUACCAUGUUUGCAACCACUGUAUAUUUACCAGAAGAAAGAGGUGCGUACAUAAGAGAAGAUUCUGAGAGAUAUCACAAUUACACAUUCGUAAACAAGACUCCUUACAUCAUGGACACAUUCCUUAAGGAUAUAAAAUACAGGAAGAAAGUUUUAGGAUUGCUCAUAACUUUAAUUGAAGUACUACAGAAAAAAAGUGAUGAAUUUUCUGAUAUAGGUUGCUAAAUAUAUAAUGUAGAGAAUAGAGAUUACAACAAAUAAACAUAACCAACACAAUAAGAGGGUACAUUCAUUCUGCUUUUUAGGAUAUAAAAUUAGUUACAUAUUCGAAUACUCGACCGUUGUUUGCCUUACUCUGACAACACCUACAGUUGAAAAGAAAUGCACAUCCAACAAAAAACUUUUCUCCAGGUACUCAUGAGAAAACUAAGAAGAAGAAAAAACAGAAUUGAAAUAGAUAUGAUCCUGUACAAUCAAUCGCAAUUAUAUGAUUUUUAAAAAUGAA
Molecule: messenger RNA, 2898 nt
Organism: Harmonia axyridis
Lineage: Eukaryota; Metazoa; Arthropoda; Insecta; Coleoptera; Coccinellidae
Exons: 2
Coding region: 63-2618 (851 amino acids)
Source: RefSeq, a predicted model, not a curated record